Coregonus clupeaformis (lake whitefish) is the source of this 8428-nucleotide messenger RNA. Its product is annotated as arginine-glutamic acid dipeptide repeats protein-like. Gene Ontology annotation, molecular function: transcription corepressor activity; chromatin binding; sequence-specific DNA binding. NCBI's taxonomy places the organism in Eukaryota, Metazoa, Chordata, Actinopteri, Salmoniformes, Salmonidae. Gene Ontology annotation, biological process: regulation of DNA-templated transcription. Bases 609 to 5441 code for a protein of 1610 amino acids. Gene Ontology annotation, cellular component: nucleus. The transcript is spliced from 23 exons. The record is from RefSeq and is a predicted model, not a curated record.
GAGGAGGAGGAGGAGGAGGGGGGAGAGCGCCUGUGUGUGGAAAAAGGAAGCAGAGCCUGUGAACGAAAGGCGAACUUACUGAUUUCCUACCUUCCCGAACGAGAGCUCUCAAUCUAACCGAUAUACUUUUGACGCGCAAGAUAUCAAGGAGCUACACCACAGCGAAAAGGGAAACGAAGGCAACCGUGUGUGUUUUUUUUUUUUCGGAAAAAGGCUGCCUCGACGAUUUGUACGCGAUUUACAUGAUCAAAGUGAGCCCAGGCCGUCUUUUGUUGAGGCAAGUGGCGGUUUGCCUGUGUAGCAGCUGAAGGAUAAAGUGUCUACCUGAUUGUUUCAACCCUCUGGUUUGUUGGACUUGGCCCAGGACACGGAGUUCAUUCUGCAGGGUCAUCCUUGGAGAGGAUUUCGUUUGUGAAGUAGUUUGCGGCGGUUACUUUGGAGCCCUAGACUCAUCAGACUGGCGGCUUUUCUGAAACACUGGGGUUGUUGGUGUGGCUGAAUUUUCCCUGGAUUUGAUUGGUAAAUUCAGAAGACUGAAGCCCAGGCUCACAGUCUACCUUUCACGGAGGCCCAGCCGUGAGAGGACUGAGGAAGGCACGUGGCGAAUCAUGACCGCGGACAAAGACAAGCCAGACAGGGAAAAGGACAGGGACAGAGACCGAGACCGGGAGCGGGACAGAGACCGAGACAGGGAGCGGGACAGAGACCGAGACAAGAGGGACAAAGCCUCCAGGGAGAGCGAGAGCUCUCGGCCGCGCCGCAGCUGCACGCUGGAGGGCGGAGCUAAGAACUACGCCGAGAGCGAGGACGAGGAUAAUGAGAACAGGGGAGUGGCCGGGGGAGUAGGCGGGGUCAACAUGGGGAUGGGGGAGGAGUCAGGGAAGAAGGGAAAGAAGAAGAUGAUUAAGAAGAAGUCGAGGUAUGAACGGAUGGAGAACGGAGAGAUCACUUCCUUCAUUACUGAAGACGACGUUGUUUACAGACCUGGCGAUUGUGUAUAUAUGGAGAGCCGCAGGCCCAACACGCCCUACUUCAUAUGUAGCAUUCAGGAUUUUAAACUGAGUAAACGUGACCAUCUGUUGCUGAGUGUUAAGUGGUACUACCGCCAAUCAGAGGUCCCUGACUCGGUCUACCAACACCUGGUGCAGGAUCGCAACAAUGAGAACGAUUCUGGCCGGGAGCUGGUCAUCACAGACCCAGUGGUCAGGGGCAGAGAACUCUUCAUCUCUGACUAUGUGGACACCUACCAUGCUGCGGCCCUUAGGGGGAAGUGUAACAUCGCCCAUUUCUCCGACAUCUUUGCUGCCAGGGAGUUCAAAGCUCGCAUCGACUCCUUUUUCUACAUCCUGGGAUACAACCCAGAGACCAGGCGACUAAACAGCACGCAGGGAGAGAUCAGAGUAGGGCCCAGUCACCAAGCCAAGCUUCCCGAGCUGCAGCCCUUCCCCUACGAGGCCCCGGGGGGCCUGGGUCAGGCUGUGACCGAGAAUGAGGAGCUGGUGUGGAUGCCAGGGGUCAACGACUGUGACCUGCUCAUGUACCUCAGGGCUGCAAGGAGCAUGGCCGCCUUCGCUGGGAUGUGUGACGGAGGUUCUACAGAAGACGGGUGUCUAGCAGCCUCACGAGACGACACCACACUCAACGCACUUAACACACUCCACGAGAGCAGUUAUGACGCAGGCAAGGCCCUACAGCGCCUGGUGAAGAAGCCUGUUCCAAAACUCAUAGAGAAGUGCUGGUCAGAGGACGAAGUGAAGCGGUUCAUUAAAGGGCUCAGACAGCACGGCAAGAACUUCUUCAAGAUUCGGAAAGAGCUGCUACCCAACAAGGAAACGGGUGAGUUGAUAACAUUCUACUACUACUGGAAGAAGACUCCUGAGGCAGCGUCGUCCCGAGCCCACCGUAGACACCGGCGCCAGCCUGUGUUCCGACGCAUCAAGACGCGCACCGCCUCCACCCCCGUCAACAUCCCAUCUAGACCACCCUCCUCAGAGUUCUUGGACCUAAGCUCAGCCAGUGAAGAUGACUUCGACAGUGAAGACAGUGAGCAGGAACUGAAGGGUUACGCCUGCCGACACUGUUUCACCACCACCUCUAAGGACUGGCACCACGGUGGCAGAGAGAACAUCUUGUUGUGUACAGACUGUCGUAUCCACUUUAAGAAGUACGGCGAGCUGCCCCCCAUCGAGAAGCCAGUGGACCCGCCCCCGUUUAUGUUCAAACCUGUGAAAGAGGAUGAGGAUGGACUCAGCGGGAAGCAUAGCAUGAAGACCAGACGCAACAGAGGAUCGAUGUCGACGCUCCGUAGUGGCCGUAAGAAGCAGACAGCCAGCCCUGAUGGACGAGCGUCUCCAACCAAUGAGGACCUCCGGUCUAGUGGCCGUACCUCCCCCUCCACAGACAGCACUGACAGCAAGACAGACCCCAUGAAGAAACCCAGCAAGAAGAUCAAGGAGGAGUCUCCAAUGAAGUGUGCCAAACGCCAGAGAGAGAAGGGCGGAGCCUCAGACAACGAGGACACAGACAACAGGACAAUCGCCAAAAAGUCCAAGACCCAGGAGCUGGGUCGGUCCGACUCGCCGUCGGAGGGCGAGGGCGAGAGCUCCGACGGGCGUAGCGUCAACGAGGAGUGUAGCAGUGACGCUAAAGACAUUGACCAGGACAACCGCAGCUCCUCGCCGUCCAUCCCCAGCCCCCGAGACGGGGAGAGCGACUCGGACUCCUCCGCCCAGCAACAGCUGCUCCUACUGCAGAGACGGGAGAGGGAGAGGGAGAGGGAGGGACAGGGACACCACCCUCCGGUUAUCCAGCCCUGUCAGCCAGGGACCUCCAGUGUUCGCUCCACCACCCCUCCUUUACCUCCGACAUCCUCCUCAGCCCCUUCACUGGUCCCCCAGGUCUCCUCUCCCUCCUCAGCCUCCUCACUGGUCCCCCAGGUCUCCUCUCCCUCCUCAGCCUCCUCACUGGUCCCCCAGGUCUCCUCUCCCUCCUCAGCCCCCCCUUCUCUUCCACUGCCUCUACCGCCUCCCAUGCCCCAACAGGCCGGCCCCCUCUCUCUCAUCCAAUCAGGGGUGUCCCUCCACCCCCAGAGGCGGCCCUCCCCCUCGCCUCAUUCGCCGCUGCAGGGGAUUUCUCAGGCUCCACCCCCAGGACUGCCAGGCUCCACCCAGUCGCUACCGAGCGCACUCCACGGCCCUCUCCCCCACCCAUCAUCCAUGCCCCACCCACUUCAGGCUGGCCCCUCCCACCUGCCCCACCCCCACUCCUUGCCCCCUCAAGGCUUCCCAUUGGGCCCCCAGUCUCAGGUCCCGCCCUCCCCACAGCCUCUCGGCCAAUUGCAGCAGCCGCCCCACAGGGCCCACACGCCCCCCAGCCAAUCGUCAACCCAGGGUGGAUCGUCCAAUCAGCCGCCCCGCGAGCAGCUCCUACCCCUCGCCCCCUCCAUGUCGAUGUCUCACAUCAAGCCCCCUCCCACCACCCCCAUCCCCCACAUGCCCAACCGUGACCCCCAGUCCCACAAACACCUCUCGGCGCCGCCCUUCCCCCAGAUGCCCUCCAACCUGCCCCCUCCGCCCGCCCUCAAGCCCCUCUCCUCCCUGUCCACCCACCACCCUCCCCCUGCCCACCCUCCUCCCCUCCAGCUCAUGCCCCAGGGCCCAGGCCAGCAGCUCCAGCCUCCAUCGGCCCAGCCCCCUGUCCUCACCCAGUCCCAGAACCUCCCCCCUUCAGAGAGAGAGAGAGGCACCCAGCACCACCCUCCUCCCCCUCCUCCUCCGCUACCCAUCUCCGGACCAUCACCAUCUUCCCACUCCAACACACCCCAACAGCCCCCGUUCCCUCCUCACCCCUUCGCUCCCAUCCUGCCCCUCUCCUCCGCUGGCUGCCCUCCCCCCUCCUCCUCUCUACCUCCAGGCCUCCAGCCUCCUUCCUCUUCCUCCUCCUCCUCCUUCUCCAUGCCGCUCACAGCCUCCGUUGGCUCCGCCUGCCCAGGUCCCGCCCUCCCGCCAGUACACAUCAAGGAGGAACCUCUCGACGAAUCAGAGGAGCCCGAGAGCCCUCCACCCCCUCCGCGGAGCCCCUCCCCCGAGCCUACCAUCGUCAACACACCCAGCCAUGCCAGCCAAUCAGCACGGUUCUACAAGCACCUGGACCGGGGUUACAACACGUGUGCUAGAACAGACUUCUACUUCACGCCUCUCGCUGCUUCUAAACUGGCCAAGAAGAGAGAGGAGGCGCUGGAGCGAGCCAAGAGGGAGGCGGAACAGAAAGCCCGGGAGGAGAAGGAGAAAGAGAGGGAACGGGAGAAGGAACGAGAGAGGGAACGGGAAAGAGAGAAGGAACAGGAGAGAGCGGCGAAAGCCUCCAGUUCGUGUCAUGACGGUCGUAUGGGUGACCACCAGAUAGGUGGCUCCGCCCACAUGCGUCCUCCCUUCGACGGCCCUCCCACUUCCAUCGCCGCGGUGCCCCCCUACAUCGGUCCCGACACGCCCGCCCUUCGCACCCUCAGCGAGUACGCCCGCCCCCAUGUUAUGUCCCCGACCAAUAGGAACCACCCCUUCUUCGUCUCCCUCAACCCCAACGACCCCCUGAUGGCCUAUCACAUGCCUGGCCUCUACAACGCCGACCCGGGCAUGCGGGAGCGCGAGCUGCGGGAGCGGGAGAUGAGAGAGAGAGAGAUGAGGGAGAGGGAGCUGAGAGAGAGGAUGAAGCCUGGGUUCGAACACAAACCCCCGGAGUUAGAAGGCAUGCACCCCUCGGCUAACCCCAUGGAGCACUUCGCCCGGCAUGGGGCCAUCUCCUUACCCCCCAUGGCGGGACCACACCCCUUCGCCUCCUUCCACCACGGCCUCAACCCCCUGGAGAGGGAGCGUUUGGCGCUGGCUGCGGGACCCCAGCUCAGACCGGACAUGAGCUACCCGGAGCGGCUGGCGGCGGAGAGGCUGCAUGCCGAGAGGAUGGCGGCGGUGGCUAACGACCCUAUCGCCAGGCUUCAGAUGUUCAACAUCACGCCUCAUCAUCACCAGCACUCCCACAUCCACUCACACCUACACCUGCACCAGCAGGACUCCCUGCACCAAGGUGGUGGCGAAUGUCUUGUAUGUCCUCCCGGUUCGGGGGGGCACCCCCUCGUAGACCCUCUGGCAGGAGGCCCCCACCUCGCCCGCUUCCCCUACCCGCCUGGCGCGAUCCCCAACCCCCUCCUGGGUCAGAACCCACACGAACAUGAGAUGCUGCGACACCCUGUCUUCGGUACUCCGUACCCCCGGGACCUCCCUCCCCAGAUGUCUGCAGCCCACCAGCUCCAGGCCAUGCAUGCUCAGUCUGCAGAGCUGCAGCGGAUAGCUAUGGAGCAGCAGUGGCUACACGGACACCACCACAUGCACGGGGGCCCGCUUCCUGGACAGGAGGACUAUUACAGAUCAUGCAGACGUUUCAAGUGAUCUCGAGUUCCAGAAAUGGACUCCUUUUACAGAAAAACCUGAUGCCGCCUGAAGAAGGAAAGCGACAAGCAACUGUAACCGAUCAAUGGGGAUUCAGAGAUGCGUUGGAAGUUGCCUAGGACACAGGAAGUACACAUGCAAGAACAGGAAGUAGUUACAGAACAGUGAGUCAGUCAAAGGAACCCGACCUCCGCUCCUCCAAACAAUUCUCGUUACCAAGGACAACAGAAACCCAAGGAGGAGAGGAGGAUUGUUCUGUUGUCUGUUUUCUUUCCCUGUCCGUGUGGGGAUGUUUUUCUUUUUCCAAGAACAUUGAGAAAGACUUUGUUUGGUGUAACUAUAGCCUUCAAGUAGUGACAACGACCUCGAGACUGAUUUGUGACUUUCCUGCAUGAAAACUUCUCUAAAGCGUCCACAACGUGUUUUGUAGAUGGUAGAAAUGCAAGACACUUUUGUCACUCUGCUAGUUCACGGAAAAUAAAAAGAUUAGAAAGGAGCGUUCCAGACAUUAAAUCCACGGAAAGAUUAAAAAACAAAAGUGCUAUCUUAUUUUAAUACAUUGUUGGAGGUUUUCAUAAUUUUAACGAAAAGCUACAGCGUGGCGUUUUUUCUGAGUCUGUAAAUAGUAUAUAUACACACACACAUAUACAUAUACGUAUAAUUAUUAUUAUAAUUAUUAUUAUUGUUACUAGGUGUGGACUCUGAACCAAGUCAUUUAUAAACCUCCAAUAUGUUACUGUGUUCUGAAGCAUUAUGCCAUGUUUCAACAGGAGGGGUGGGGGGGGGGGGCAUCAUGGCAUUACUAGAGAAGACGAUGGUUACAGUCCUGAUGUGAGCUGUGUAGUCACACACACACACACACACACACACACGGUCCCAUCCACCUUCUUUCAUUAUACACCCCUUGACAAGCACCUUAUUGUCAAACAGAAUGCCUAAACUCACUGUUGUUGAGUUAAUGAUAUGAGACACUUGAAGAGUGGAUCAGCAUACUGUCCUGUCCUGUCCUGUCCUGUCCUGUCCAAGCCCCUGAUACAGACACCAUCUAUUGCACUCAAAGGAAGACCGGAUAGAGUCCUUCAGCGUUUUUAAUUGGUUUUAAUACUCAUCUUCGGUAUUGAGUCAACAAAAUUAAGAUUUUUUUUUUUAAAGAUUAGGCAGAUUUUUAACCGGUUUCAUGUUUUCUUUUAAAAUGUUUUAAAUUAUCUUUGACAAAAAGUGUAUCUUCGUGUUUCUAAACUACCCCGAGGACCCAACAGGCCUUUUUUAAAUGUGUUCUGACUGUGGGUGAGUGGAGUGGCUGGGACAGUUGGAGACCUCCUGUUGGGUCGUCCUCCAGAGCAUUGUGCUGUGCUGCCAUAUUCACUGUGACACUAACUACAUGGGAGGAGGUGGGGCCUAGCUACAUGGGAGGAGGUUGGGCCUAGCUACAUGGGAGGAGGUGGGGCCUAGCUACAUGGGAGGAGGUGGGGCCUAGCUACAUGGGAGGAGGUGGGGCCUAGCUACAUGGGAGGAGGUGGGGCCUAGCUACAUGGGAGGAGGUGGGGCCUAGCUACAUGGGAGGAGGUGGGGCCUAGCUACAUGGGAGGAGGUGGGGCCUAGCUACAUGGGAGGAGGUGGGGCCUAGCUACAUGUGAGGAGGUGGGCGGGUCCAGUGCUGGGACCAGACACUUAACUAAAGGGGCCUAGCUACAUGGGAGGAGGUGGGGCCUAGCUACAUGGGAGGUGGGUCCAGUGCUGGGACCGGACACUAGACAGUAGAGAUGUAAUGGUGGUGGUCCUACUCCCUCCAGGCUCUCGCUGAUCUCCCCUGCUGGCUGGUCAGCCUUCCCCUCUGCCUGCACAGCUUCUCCUGGCCUCCCCUUCAAGGGCAUCAGGGGCACCAGGCCAUGUGGUGGGGUGUGUACUGUAUGCCAUGACAUUGACUGUUAAAAGCAGUGUUCUGUUCAGUUCACCUGACUGUCAUACCAGUCUAAUGGAUGUUAACCCUCACCUUUCCUGUCAACCCUCACCUGUCCUGUUAACCCUCACCUUUCCUGUCAACCCUCACCUGUCCAGUUAACCCUCACCUGUCCAGUUAACCCUCACCUGUCCAGUUAACCCUCACCUGUCCAGUUAACCCUCACCUGUCUUGUUAACCCUCACCUGUCCAGUUAACCCUCACCUGUCCUGUCAACCCUCACCUGUCCAGUUAACCCUCACCUGUCUUGUUAACCCUCACCUGUCUUGUUAACCCUCACCUGUCUUGUUAACCCUCACCUGUCCUGUUAACCCUCACCUGUCUUGUUAACCCUCACCUGUCCUGUUAACCCUCACCUGUCCAGUUAACCCUCACCUGUCUUGUUAACCCUCACCUGUCCAGUUAACCCUCACCUGUCCAGUUAACCCUCACCUGUCUUGUUAACCCUCACCUGUCUUGUUAACCAUCACCUGUCUUGUUAACCCUCACCUGUCCUGUUAACCCUCACCUGUCCAGUUAACCCUCACCCGUCCAGUUAACCCUUACCCUCCAGUCAACCCUCACCUUCUACUCCUUUCUGGUCCAUACAUGACCACGAACAUGUGCUCUGUCUGUCUGUCUGUCUCUCUGUCUUCUCCUGUACUCCUCACCUCUUCAUCUUCCUCUGUCUCCUCUUCCUCACAACCUCCCUCCUCCUCCAGCAUUUUAGUCCACCCCUCUCUGUCUCUCCCUCCUCCUCCAAACCCUUGGAUGUUUAGUGUUGUCAAUGGUUUAGCUUCUCCUUUCAAAGCGGCAAUAGCAGAAUGUCAAUACAUUCUGACCGGCUAAGAUUUAUAUAUAGAACUGGUAUCUUGAAGCUUAUUGUAUAUAUUAGAAGUCACCAUGGGGAUGACGACACGACAAUGUAAACACAAAGUAGAAAUAAUAAGAAAAAUUGUGAUUCCUGUGUUCUUUCUCCAUUUGAGUAUUUUGUAUUUUUUUUUGAAAAAUGUGUGGAAUUAAAAUAAACAACUAAGUUACACCACAA